Paramecium tetraurelia is the source of this 9636-nucleotide messenger RNA. RefSeq lists its product as uncharacterized. NCBI's taxonomy places the organism in Eukaryota, Ciliophora, Oligohymenophorea, Peniculida, Parameciidae. The record is from RefSeq and is a predicted model, not a curated record. The transcript is spliced from 6 exons.
AUGAAUAUUAAAGUAUUGAUCCUGGCCUUAUUGGUUGCUCUUAUAACAAGCUAAUAGUAUAGUAUUUCUUAAUGUGAUUGUUCCUAAUUGUUAUCAGAAGAUGAUUGCUCAAAAAAUGAUAUGAUCAAAUGUUAAUGGGAUAGCACAAAGAAGACAUGUAAAAAUUAGGAUACAACAACUAAUCCAGUUAUAAACUAUGCAAAAUAUUGUGAUAAUUUUAAAGAAAUGGAAUGUCCAAAACAAAAACCAUGUAGCAAUUGUGGAUCUUACUCUGCAUGUGCUUGGGUCGAUGGAUAGUGUACAUUUUUUACAGAUUGCACAGUAUUUAAUAAAACAACAGAUUCAGAUUGUUAAGCUAUUAGUAAUAAAUGUAUUACUGAUGGAACUCAUUGUGUUGAAAUUGAUACUUGUGAUAAAUAUAAAAAACAAUAAUCUUGUGUAAAAAACUUAUAAGAUAAUUUAUGUUAUUGGGAUACUAAAAAUAAUAAUUGUGUUGAUGCUGAUACUUGUGAUAAAUUACCAAUUAAAUUUCAAACAGAUAAAGAAUGUAGACAUGAAAUACAAAGUUGUACUGCAAAAUCAGGAGGUGGAUGUAUUGAUAGUGGAAUUAGUUGUACUGAUUAAAAUUUAGAAAUUUAAUGUGUUUGGGAUUAAUCAAUGAAAAUGGAAUGUUAUUGGAAUGGAACAUAAUGUAAAGAUAGAAUAUGUGAUAAUGCACCUACUACUUUAAAUACUGAUGAUUCUUGUAAAUUAUUCAAAACUGAUGGAUCAUGUACAACAAAACAAAAUGGUGGAUGUAUCACUAGAACUACUUGUUAAGCUGCUACAAUAUAAGCUGCAUGUAUUAAAAAUAGUACAAAUGAAGAUUGUUAUUGGACUGGAACUGCAUGUGUGGAUAAAAUAUGCUCAAAUGCACCAACUACAUUAACAACUAAUUCAGCUUGUGUAGCAUUUUCAAAAGCAUGCAUAACAAAGUAAGGAGGAGGUUGUGUACUUAAUGGAGAUUGCUCAACUGCCAAUAUUUCAACUGCAUGUGUUAAAAAUCAUCAAUAAAUUUUGAUUGUAUUUGGGAAUUCAACUUGCAAAGAAAAAACAUGUAUAAAUGCUCCAAAAUCUAAUACUACUCAUGAUUAAUGUACUUCUUAUUUAUCUUCUUGUACUGUGUAAUCAGGAGGGGGAUGUCAAUAGAGAACAUGUGACAAUGCUCCUACAACAUUGAAUACAAAUGAUGCAUGUGAAAAAUAUUUACCUGCAAAUAAAUGUAUAACCAAAAAUGGAGGUGGAUGUACAAUAAACACCACUUGUUCACUCAUCUCAAUAGAAGUUGCUUGUAUCAAAAAUUCAUUUGGCUAACCUUGUUUUUGGCAUGCUGCAAGUGGAAGUUGCAAAGACAAAAUUUGUGCAAAUGCUCCAUCUAGUAAUAAUAAUCACGAACUUUGUUAAUCUUUUUUGAAUACAUGUACUGUGAAUUCUACAAAUACAGGAUGUGUUGAAAAAACAUGUGAGAAUUCAUUAACUUUAUCAACUUGUGAUAAAGAUUUAAACAACAAUAUAUGCAUCUGGAAAGCAAGGUGUUAUAUGAAAUCAUGCGCAAUGGCUUCAAAUUCAAUAACAUCUCAUUCUGAAUGUCAAACUUAUUAUUCAAGUUGUACAUUAAGCAACACUGGAAAAGGAUGUGUAACAAUACCUCUGAAAUGUGAAGCAAUUACAAUAGAAGCUGCUUGCAAAAUAAAAGCUAAUAAAUAAUCUUGUGGUUGGACAGGAUCUUAAUGUCUUGAUAAAGCUUGCAAUACAGCUCCUAAAACUAUUUAAACAACUUCAGACUGUCAAACUUACUUAUCAUCUUGUGUGGCUAAUAAUCCAGUUACAGUAAAUGGAACCUCAACUAUUUAAGGAUGCCAAGAUUUACCUAAGACUUGCGAUGCUAGAAAAUCAUCUGAAAAUUGUAAUAUCACAAGAGCAGCAUUUCCCACCUGUUUUUGGGAUUCUUCAUCUAACAAAUGCGUUGAAAAAUCUUGUACAACUGCAAAUUUAUCAGGUUCACCAGGAGCACUUUCAAAAGGGUAAUUCACAUUUGAUAAUUGUUAAAGUUACAUGAGCACAUGCACAACUACUAAUGCUCAAGGUAGUUGUACUUAAACAUCAUAUCCUUGCAUUUCAAAUAAUAGUUAAGAUGGAUGUAUGGUUAAGCCCACAAGUUGUUCAUAGUUAGUUUAGUAAAAUUGUAAAGAUGGAUCUAAAUCUAAUGGUGAUUGUUAUUGGAAUGGAUCUAAUUGUGUUGAAAAGAUAUGUUCUAAUAUUGUAUCAACAACACAUAACGAUUGCUAUAAUAUAUUCAAUUAAUGUACCGUCAAUGAUGAUGGCACAGCAUGUAUACCAUUAGCUUCUGCUUGCACUUCAUAUAAAAUUUAAGAGAAUUGUAAAAUAGCAUCUACAUAAAAGAAUUGUUAUUGGACAGGAACAGUUUGUAGAAAUGCAAUUUGCGAUGACACUCCAGAUUCUGAUCUAUUUGAUUCAGAUGAAGAAUGUCUUAAUAUCAAACUCAGAAUGAAACAUGUACAAUAAUUGCAAAAAGUGGGAGCUUAAGGGUGUGUACAAAAAUAACCGGUUUGUUCAAAUUACAAGACUUCCAGUUAAUGUCACAAGACUUUAUCAAAUUUAAAUGCUUAAGAUGAUUGUAAAUGGAUUAAUGGAAUAUGUUAUUCAUUAUCAACUUUUGCAACAGGACCUUGCUCUACAUUUAAAGGAACACAAGAUAUAUGCAAAGCUUAUAGAUAGGGAUGUACAAAUGUAGCUAAUGCUAGUACUUCAACUGCAUGUACUUUGGAUUGUACUUUAAAAAUUGGAAGUGGAUUGACAUUCUAAGAUUGCUAAAAUGUGGAUCCAACUUGUUCGGUUAAAAAGGAUGGUAGUGGUUGUAUUGUAAUUUAAUCUACUUGUACAGGAUAUGGGACAACAGCUGCAAAUUGUUAUAAAUCAAAUUAAACUGGAUCACAAUCAAAUUGUGUCAUGAAUAAAGCCACACCACCAAGUUGUUAAUCAGUGAGUUCAGCAUCUGAUUGUGCACUUAUAAGUGGAUCAGGACUUGAUCAUGCCAAAUGCUAAGCAUUUAAUAUUGCUUGUACAUCUUUAGGUAACGGAAGUGGGUGUUAAGAGUUUAAAGCAAAUUGCACUUCUUAUACUGGUAAUACUGAUAAUUGCACAGUCUCUUAAUAAGGACUAUGCUUUUUAAGUGGUUUUGAUUGUAUUCGUUUUUAUAAUUGCUUUUCAAUUACUGGAACAAACCUUACUCAUGAAAUAUGUAUUGGCUAUAGCACUGAUUGCACAGUAAAUAAAUAAAAAACAGCAUGUUAAGAUAUGAAAGCCACAUGUGAUUUAUACCCAUCCCAAGAAUAAUGCACAAUAUCUGCAGCUGAGUAAAAGGCAAGUUAAUGUGCUUGGAGUGGAACAGCAUGUCUUGCUGUUACAGUAGCUGCUACUCAUUGUUCAUACAUAACUGGAACUUACUUGACCGAUUCAUUUUGUGCUACUUAUAAUGAUAAUUGCAUAGUAAAUUAUAGAAAGAACGCUUGUUAGGAGAAAAAAGCUACAUGUGAUUUAUACCCAUCUCAUGAUUAAUGUACAAUAUCUGCAGCUGAAUCCAAAGAAAGUUAAUGUAUUUGGAGUGGAACAGCUUGCCUUGCAGUUACAGUAGUUGCUACUCAUUGUUCCUUAGUAACUGGAACAAAUCUGACCGAUUCAUUUUGUGCUACCUACAAUGAUAAUUGCACUGUAAAUUACGAAAAGACUGCUUGUUAGGAGAAAAAAGCUUAAUGUGGUUUAUAUUUAACUAAAAGCUCAUGUACUCUAUCAUAGGCAGCUGAUACAGCAGGAAAAUGUAUAUGGAAUAAUGAAAGGUGUCGUAUUAUGACAUCACUUGCUACAAUUGGUAAAUCUGUUAUAGGGGAAAAAAUGAAAAAUGCAAGAUGUAUAGAGAUCAAUCCAGCUUUGGCAGUUACAGUGUAUGGAGAUGAAUGCUUUGUAAAAUAAACUUCAUGUAGUAUGUACACAAUAGAAAAGUAUUGUUCACAUUCCUCAGCAUCAGGUGCAGCAGCUAAUUGUAUUUGGGAUGGUUCACAUUGUUAAGCAUUUACAUCUAAUUCUCUGUGCAAAUAUAUUUAAUUAUGGGGUAUGGUAGUAGAUGAGACUUAUUGUCCUUCAGUUAAUUCAUAAUGUAUAGCAAAUCUAGCCUUAGACGGCUGUUAUGGAAAGAAGGCUAAUUGUUCAGAUUAUGAUACAAAAAUUGAAUGCUCAUAAUCUUUUGCUCCUGGAACAGCAGGAUUUUGUAUAUGGACAGGUUCAAUUUGCACUUAUGUGAAAGACCCUUCGGUUGAUUGUGCUAAAAUUAACACCUCUAUUAAUACGACAGAGAUACUUUGUGCUAGCUAUCAUGCUUUUUGUAUUCCUUACUUAGGUGAAAAGGGAUGUCAAUAGAUUCAAUCAAAUUGUUCCUCAUACAUGAAUAUUAAAAACUGUUAUAAAUCUUUGAAUGACGGUUAUUGUGCUUGGGUAAAUAACAAUUGUAUACAUAUAACAAGUCCGAGUCAAUGUGCUUCAGCUUCUGGUUCUAAUUUGACUAGUACUUAUUGCAAUGGAUUACAUAAAGAUUGCUGGGUGAAUGCAGCAAAAGAUAGUUGCUAUUAGAUGAAACAAACUUGUGCAGAAUACGAUAGGGGAUAAUCAAUUUGUAUUAGAUCAUUAAUCGAUGGAAAUGCUGGACUCUGUGCUUGGAACUCUGUUUCUGGGUGUUAUUAAACAACAUCUGCCAGUUAAUGCGAUACCUAGGAUUUUGACGGUGUAAACCCCUCUUCUGGAACAACAGAUGCCUAUUGCGCUAAUUUUAAUGCUGGCUGCAUUGCAAAAUUAAACAAAUUUGGUUGUUAAAAAUUAUUAACAAGUUGUUCAGACUACACAUAAGAUACAUGUAAUUAUGCUAGAAAUUCAGGAGCUAAAGAUAGAUGUAUUUGGAUGGAUUCAAAAUGCAGUAAGUUAACAGUUCCUGCUACUGAAUGUUAUAAUAUUGAUAGUCCAACAGAUAAUUAACCGUUUAGCGAUAAUUAUUGUGCAUCUUAUCAUAGUGGUUGCACAGUCGGAAACGAAUUUAAUAUCUGUCUAGAAAGAAAAGCAGUUUGUGAAGAUUAUACAACACAAUUUUUUUGCUUUUAUUCAGCUGCCUCACCUCCUUUCAAUGUAUGUCUUUAUAUAAAUUCUAUUUGUGUUACUGCAAGAGAUUUGUUAACUGAUUGUGCUGCCAUUACUGCAUCUUCAGGUUUAACUGAUUCCGAUUGCUCUGGGUAUAGCUCUACCUGCAUAUCAAAUAAAGCUGGGACUGCUUGUUAAGAUAAAAAAGACUAAUGUUCUGAUUACCAAAAUUAGGAUUAAUGUACUGUUUCCUCGAGUUCUAAAUGCAUUUGGAAAUCUAGUUGUAUUUCUGUUAGUGAUGCAACUACUGACUGUGCAUAUGUAGUUGGUACAGAUUUAACUCAUGAUAUUUGUGCGUCUUAUAACAAUGGAUGCACAGUAAAUAAAACAGGAACCUCUUGUUAAGAGAUGAAAAAUACUUGUGCAGAUUAUACAAAAAGUGAAAAUUGCACUAGGUUCCAAAAUUUUGGGUCGGCAAGUUACUGUUUAUGGCAUUCUUCAUGCAUCUCUGUCACUAAUCUUACAACGGAUUGUGCUUACAUAACUGGUAUAAAUCUGACCAAAGAUAUAUGUGCUUUAUAUCAUAAUAAUUGCACAGUUAACUACUCAGGAACUGCUUGUUAGGAAAAGUAAUCCAGUUGUUCAGAUUAUACUUUGAAAGAAAAUUGUUUAGCAGGUAAUUGCAUAUGGGAUGAAGCAUUAAAAUGCAUUUCUAUAUCAGAUCCUUCUACUUAAUGCAGCUUAGUGAAUGGAAAGACAGGACUCAACCUUGACAUGUGUAAAUAAUGUCAUAGAUGGUACUGCAUGUUAACACGUCUAGACCGAUUAAUUCAUGUGUUUCAUUGGCUAAUGGUAUUUCCUGUUUAUGGUAUGAAGAUUCCUGCUACCAAAUAGCAUAUACUUCUUGUAGUUCCAUCAUUUAGACUAAUCUAAAUCAUAAUAUAUGUUAUUCAUAUAACAAAGGCUGCACUUCAGUAAGUGGAUGGCACUUCAUGCUAAGGUUAUAUGUCAACAUGCGAAUAGUAUUCAGGAACGACUUAAUCUUGUACUUAAUCUGUAAAUGGAAAAUGCUACCUCUAUAAUUCAAACAAAUGUAUUACUAUUUUAAAUACUUCUACCGAUUGUGCUAAGAUUACAGGUGUAUCAUUAACUUAUGAAAUUUGUUAAUCAUAUAAUUUGGGAUGUAGUGUUAAUAGAGCUAAGACUGCUUGUGUUUAAAAAGCAGCAUAAUGUUCUGGAUAUUCAAUUGCUAUGGCUGGUUGCUAUCAAGCAGGAGAAGGAUUAUGUUUUGCAUCUACUAGUAAUGAUUCAGCAUGUGUGCCUGCUUCAAGUGCAUCUACCUGUGAAAAAGUAUUUUUAGGAACAGGCAAUUAUACUCAUGAUAAUUGUAGUGCAAUCAAAACUGGAUGUACUGUAAAUGGAAGUACAGCAUGUAUGGCUAGAACUUGUGCAAAUGCCACAGGUUUUACAUUUAAUCAUGAUAAUUGUUAUUCUUGGUUGAAAACUUGUACAGUAAAUUAGACUAAUAAUGGUUGCACUAUCAUGACUGCCAAAUGUUCAGAUUAAUCAUCUACUUAAUGUCUAAAUGCAAUAGAGGGAGUGUGUUUAGUGUUUAAUUCUAUUUGUAUUAGAAAAGGAUGUGAUACAGCUCCAUCAGAUGCUUCUCAUGAUGAUGAUACAGAAUGUUCUAAUUAUUCAUAGGCUUGUACAGUUGCAAGAGCAGGUGGAUGUCAAGUAAGAACUGCUUGUUCAUUAUAUAAAUCAUCUCUAUAAUGUAAAUUAGAUAUGAAUGAUAAAAAAUGUUUCUGGAAUCCAUCUGUUAAGACAUGUGUUGAUUUGGCUUGUGCAAAUAUAGAAGUUUCAAAUUUAUAUAAUACUCAUGCUAAAUGCUUUGCAGUUGAUUCAAAUCUAGGUUGUACAUUGCUCCUGGUUGCAUGGCAAGAGGACCAUGUAGUUCAUAUACUAUUAAAGAUUAAUGCAUAACUAAUGCCAUUGGAAUAGAUAUGUGCUUGGAAUACAAAUAGUAGUUUACCUGAACCUGCUUGCUAGGACAAGUCAUGUACAACUGCUCCUAGUUCCACAUUAACUCACAAUGAUUGGCUUCAAUUAUUAUAAUACACCAAAUGCUAAUGGUGGAUAACCAAUUUUAAGAGGAUGUUAAUAAACUGGCUGGCUUGUUCAACUUAUAUUGAUAGUGAGUAAUGCAAAAUAAAUGAUGUUGGAGAUCCUUGUGGAUGGAAUGGAAAAGAAUGUAAUGAUAAAUCUUGUUCCACUGCUCCUGCAACAUCAGAAUAUGAUGAUGAUACAAAAUGUAAAGCCUAUUUCAACAAUAAAUGUACAGUUUCAUCAGAUGGAUAAGGAUGUAUAGAUAUUCCAGAGAAAACAAUGUUAUUACAAUAGAACUGCACAACCCUGUUAUGUUAUUGGACUGGAACAGAGUGUAUAACUAAAUCUUGUGAAAAUGCUCCAAUAGAAACAGCAACAGCUGAAUAAUGUAAUAACUAUUUAUAUGGAUGUACAAAAGAUAUUAUAAAAUGCAAAAUUAAAAUCUGUGAAGAUUAUAUUUUAACAACAGAUGAACAAUGUAGUUAUGCGUUAUCUACAUGUACAACAAAUGGUAUUAAUUGUGUAACAAGAGGAACAUGUGUUUAAGCUUAAAACAAAGCUGGAUGUGUUGUAUCUUCUACUGGAUAAUCUUGUGAAUGGAUACCAGAUGUCGUAGAUUCUCAAAAUGUUGUAACUACUGCAGCAUAUUGUACAAUUAAAACUUGUAAUACUGCCCCAAUUAGUUUAUAAACAGAUGUAGAUUGUGCAAAGUAUUUUACAAAUUGUACAACUAAAAGUGGAGGAGGUUGUGUUGCUAAAUCAAGUUGUUCUGCUGCUUCUGUAAAUGCUGCUUGUAUAACUGCAUUAAAUGGUACAAUAUGUGCAUGGGAUUAUACAUUAAAUAAGUGUAGAGAUAAAGACUGUUAAGAUUUUAUAGGAACAACUCACACCAUUUGUUAAACUUAAAGAUAAGGAUGUACUGCUGGACCAAAUGGUAGAUGUGCUAGAGUUUAAAGUUGUGAAUUAACUACUAUUAGAGAAGCUUGUAUUGAAGGCACAAAUGGGCCUUGUUUAUGGAUUGAGAAGUUUGUCAAUAAUGAUGGGUCAAAAGGAGCUUGUUUUGCAUAUACAUCAUGCAAGAGUUUAGCUUGGAAUAGUGAUGAAUCUUGUAAAUUAAUAAGUAAUAAAUGUACAACUAAUGGAACUAAUUGUAUUGGAAUUACUACAUGUACUGAGACAAAUAUUGAUGGUGGAUGUGUUACAGGGUAUGAUGGAUCUUGCAUUUAAUCUGUUCCUGCUUUGAAUUCAUCUGAUCCUAAGAUUUGUAAACCAUUUAAAUCAUGUGCAGAUGCCUUUUAUGCAACUCAUAAAGAUUGUUAAAUUGCUAAUAAAAAAUGUACAACAGAUGGAACUACGGGUUGCAUUCCUUUAGGUGCAUGUUCAACAUACAAAUCUUAACCAGGAUGUUAGAUAAAUGAUAAAGGAUCUGUAGUUGAAUCUGGUGUUAUAACUUCAACAGGUGUUUGUACAUGGGAUUUGAGUACAAGUUCAUGUAGAGAUUAAAUUUGCACUGAUUUGAAUGGUGUUACUCAUGGAAUUUGUAAUUCUUAAUUAUCAACAUGUACUUCAAAUGGUACUAAAUGUUUACUUAAAACAAAUUGUUCUAGUUAUUCAACCUAAAUUAUUUGUUCAACAGCUGUUGGAAAUGAUGGACUUUGCUUUUGGGAGGUUGGUUCUGCUUCAAAUAAUAAUACAGCCAAAUGUAGAUUACUUUCUUGUGCUGAUAUUCAAAAUGGAACAUCUAUUAGUGUUUGUUAAGCUGCUUUACCAUCUUGCAUUUCAAAUGGAACUAUUUGUAUCCCAAAGGCUAAAUGUUCAACUUACACAACUAAAACAGCAUGCAAUUUUGGUGGAUUAGAUGGAAUUUGUGUAUUUACAUAAUCAACUUCUGCAUAGGCUGUGCCUGAUAGUGGAACUUGUACUUUAAUGAAUUCAUGUUCAUCUGCAAAUAAUGAUUAAAAUGCUUGUGUAGCUGCAUAAGAUAGAUGUUCAUGGAGUGCAGCUAGUUCUAGUAUUACAAGUAUAUGUACAAAUCAUACAUGUGGUACAUAUAAUUAAGUGAGUGGAACUUGUUCAAGAUUCUUUAAUUGGGAUAAAUAAUCAUAAUAAAUAUGUUCUAUGAUUAAUGGAAUAUGUAGAGCCACUGAUCCAUCAACAUUAAUAUAAAGUGAUUGUUUUAAACUUUCAGGAUAUACAUAUACAUGGAAUAGUUCAACAAACAAAUGCUAAGUUUGUACUAAAAAAGAUCAGCCAAAUGGUCCUAUCAAUAAUACAAUCAAUGAUACAAAUAAUACGAAUACAGCUUAAGGGUUAUUAUUAACAUUCAUCUUAGGCUAUUUGAUGAUUUGA